AUGCUCGAGAAAGUACAACGCAGUUUCACGAAACUGCCAAGGCAACUUAAAAACAAGCCAUAUGAAGAGAGACUAAAGGAACUAAACCUCACUACUCUAAAGCACCGCAGAGAACGUGGCGACCUAAUAGAGACGUACAAAAUACUAUCUGGGCACUAUGACCUCAAGGAUUUCCAAGAGAUGUUCAAGCGCAACAACAACAACCGUCUGAGAGGUCAUCAUUUAAAGUUGGAAAGGCAUAGGGCUCACAUGUCGAGCACGUGCCGCGUGGUGCACACGGCCGCCAUUACGAGUCAACAACGAGUUUCGGGAUUAAACUAUUUCGAUGUCGUUCAAACUAGAAUCGAGGAGUUAGCAGAUCCGAGUGACCUUCCUAAGCAUUUAGAUUACCGCGAAGAGUUCGAGGGGCAAUAUUAUCAAACAGUGGCCGCAGCGUCCGAAUUAGCUGACGUUGGCAACAGUCUCGCUGUUGCUAACGGCAGCGCCGCUGCCCCUGCCAGCACAGAUUCCGUGGGUUACAAAGUUAAAUUACCUACAAUAUCACUCCCCACCUUCGACGGUUCGUACGAGCAUUGGUUAGGGUUUAGGGACACGUAUACUUCUCUGAUACACGAUUCUAAGGACCUGGGUGCCAUACAAAAGUUCCAUUACCUGCGCGCAGCCUUAACCGGCACCGCUUUGCAAUUUUGGGAGCUCGAGGAGGUUCCUAAGAUGGGAGACGGACUGACUGACGACGAACGCGCCUGUGAACAGCUGUUCGCUUCGACUACGCAACGCGACAAAGAUGGUCGUUUUUUGCUGGCAAAAGAAUGUGCUGACGAAGCGGUCUCUUGCACUAUACUAGAAGACUGCUACGUAGAUGACUUAAUUACAGGAAAUAAUGAUAAACACGCUUUAAUUGAUAUCUGUGAAAAGGUCACCGACGUACUGCAGUCAGGCUGUUUCCCACUCCGAAAAUGGGUGUUUAACUUUGACGUUUCGCAAUUUUCCUCGUCAAAAAUUACGUCACGUGAAUUGUGUUUAGGCGAUAACUGUCAAAGUAAAACACUCGGCUUAGGAUGGACUAACAACACUGACGAAUUUCAUUACACGGCAAAAAUACAACAGGAUAAUAAUAACGAACCUAUAACAAAGCGCAAAAUAUUAUCAGUCAUUUCACAAAUGUAUGACCCUCUCGGGCUACUUUCGCCAGCCAUAAUCAUUGCAAAAAUUUUACUCCAAAAACUAUGGCUUUGCCGCUUAGAUUGGGACUCGGAAGUGCCUGAGGAUGUCGCAUCAGCCUGGCGUACAUACAUACUCACACAUACACAACACAUACAUAGCCUCCGCAUUCCUCGUUAUGUAAUGAAUGCGUAUGCGCACUGCACACAGUUGCACUUUUUUUGUGAUGCUAGUCAAGCGGCCUAUGGGGCCUGUGCAUAUGUGCGUACGCUUUCGGGAGAUAAUAAUGAGGUCAUUACACUGCAUCUGUUGUGUUCUAAGAGUAAAGUCGCGCCCUUGAAAUCCGUCAGUAUCGCGAAACUUGAAUUGCUAGGCGCGCUGUUAGCCGCUAGGUUGUACUCAAAAAUAAUGAAAUCGCUUAAAGUGAAAUUCGAUUCUGUUUAUUUUUGGUGUGAUAGUACAAUCGUUCUUGGGUGGAUCCGAAUGUCACCCCACACGCUUAAAACGUUUGUUCAAAACAGAGUGUCGGAAAUAAACGAGUUAACCGGGAGCGCGCAGUGGUUACAUGUAAGUAGCAAGAAUAACGCAGCUGAUUUAGUUAGCCGCGGCCUUGAACUUGACGCGCUUAUCAACAAUUCGUUCUGGUUCAAUGGACCGCCCUUUUUGCAUGAACCAGAAUCUAACUGGUUACCUAGUACUUUAUCGCGCACUUCCAAAAUAAUACCGGCCGAUUUACCUGAAAUAAAAACAAACACAAUUAGUAUGACAGGCCAAAUUAACACCGAUGUAUUCCAAUUCGACAGGUUUUCGUCAUUUAACCGCUUAAGGCGCGCGGGUGCUUAUGUUUUACGAUUUGUAAACAACACACGCAUUAAAAACAAAAUAAAUCGUAAAACUGGCCCGCUGACUGUUGACGAAUUGAAUGCAUCGAUGCAACAACUGGCGCGUCGUUCGCAAAUGAAAUCUUUUCCUGUUGAGUAUGAUAAGAUGAUAAAUAACUUACCUGUUAAACACACGCGCGGGAUUAAUAAAUUAAAUGUAUUUCUAGACACAGAUAGUCUGAUAAGGGUCGGUGGUCGUAUUAGUAAUGCGACUAGUUUUACAUACGACAAAAAACAUCCGAUUUUGCUUUGUUCGAAACAUCGUUUCACACAGCUUUUGUUUCAGAGUGAACACAUACGAUUACUGCAUGCUCCACCUAGUCUUCUGCUUGCUACUAUCAAAGACUGCUGGUGGCCUCUCGGAGGCACUAAUUUAGCAAAGCGUGUGGUACGCACCUGUGUAACCUGCAUCCGCAUGAAGGCGAAAACGUUUGCACCUAUUAUGGACCCAAACGACCUUUCCGCAUUAACUCCAGCGCAUUUCCUUAUUGGCCGACCGCUGACAGCGCCGCCCUACAAGGACUUGACGACAGAGACGGGUCGGCUCCCACGCUACAAGAUGCUGGAGCAAAUGCGACAACACUUUUGGCAGCGGUGGUCAAAACAAUAUAUUUCUGAGCUGCAAACCAGAACGAAGUGGCAGACUCACGGCCAGGAUAUCAUUCACAACUCCCUAGUUCUGGUCAAGGAAGAUAAUCUACCACCCCUCAAAUGGCGUUUGGGACGGGUGGUAGCUUUGUUCACAGGAAACGACGGAGUUUCUCGCAUCGCUGACGUAAAAACAGCGAGCGGGGUCAUACGCAGGGCUUUCACUAAGCUUUGCCCUCUCUUGAUGCCGCCAGAGAGUGAAGCUACGCCAACCCCAUCCACAUCACCACAACCACAUUGA
This is a messenger RNA of Cydia pomonella (codling moth), 2931 nucleotides long. RefSeq lists its product as uncharacterized. The transcript has 6 exons. The record is from RefSeq and is a predicted model, not a curated record. The coding region runs from base 1 to 2931 and encodes 976 amino acids. Lineage: Eukaryota; Metazoa; Arthropoda; Insecta; Lepidoptera; Tortricidae.